This is a messenger RNA of Oncorhynchus masou masou (cherry salmon), 7746 nucleotides long. Its product is annotated as growth hormone receptor-like. NCBI's taxonomy places the organism in Eukaryota, Metazoa, Chordata, Actinopteri, Salmoniformes, Salmonidae. Gene Ontology annotation, molecular function: protein binding. The record is from RefSeq and is a predicted model, not a curated record.
GACACUGUCCCUUUCCGAAUCCCUCUGUCGCACUUGAUCCCAGUUGAAAUAAUCUAACGAUAGGGACGGGUCAACUUGGUCAAAUAGAGGAAUCAAUCAAAAAGAAUCGCUGUUAGUAGUGCUUACUCAUAGCUUGAAGUAUGGUAAAGUGAACAUUGGGAUAUUCUUGGAUUUUUUUUCUUUACAUCGACGGUUGAGGGGGUAGGCUACUCGUGGAGUUAAAAGGCGGACCACUUGUGUUUUCCCUGGUUCUGUCAGAUGAACAAGUCGUAAGAAGUCGAUACCACUCGCGCAUUCUCCAGCUGACAUCUUUGUGUUAGCAAAGGAAAGCUCCCCUGUCAUGGCUGCUCCAUCCUUCCUCCUCCUCUUCCUCCUGGGUUUGCUGUCUGCUGUGAGAUCAUCCUCGCUGAUGGACCCUGGCUCUAUGACGUCAUCAGAUCCCUCCGUCCAGGCUCCUCAUUUGACUGGGUGUAAGUCCAGGGAACAGGAGACGUUUAGGUGUUGGUGGAGUCCCGGAAGCUUCCAGAAUCUCACGGAACCCGGAGCACUGCAAAUCCAGUACUGGAAGAAGAAUGACUUGACGAAGGAAUGGAAGGAGUGCCCUGACUACUCCUCCUCUGUGAAGAACGAGUGUUUCUUUAAUAAGAACAACACGGUUAUCUGGAUCAAAUACUGUGUGCGGCUCCACUCUGAAAGCCAGAACAAAACCUACGAUACCUUGUGCUUCGAAUUGCAGGACAUUGUGCACCCUGACCCGCCAGUGGCUCUGAAUUGGACGCUGCUGAACAUCAGCCGGUCGGGCCUGAACUAUGACAUUAUGGCGAGCUGGGAACCCCCACCCUCGGCCGACGUAUCCGUGGGGUGGUUGACACUGGUGUAUGAAGUCCAGUACAGGAGGAGGAACAGCUCACACUGGAAAGUGUUGGAGCAUGAGUUUGGCACCCAGCAGUCAAUCUACGGCCUUCAGACAGGAGAGGCGUACGAGGUGCGUGUGCACUGUGCAAUGAGGGCCUUCAAUAACUUUGGGGAGUUCAGUGAUGUCAUCUUUGUCCACGUGCCAGAGAUUCCCAAUAAAGAGUCAACGUUCCCUGUGACUCUGGUCCUGAUCUUCGGGGCUGUGGGCGUGGCCAUUCUCCUCAUGCUCAUCAUCUUCUCUCAGCAGCAGAGAUUGAUGGUGAUUCUGCUGCCUCCUGUCCCUGCACCCAAAAUCAAAGGGAUAGAUCCAGCACUGCUUAAGAAGGGAAAGCUGGACGAGCUGAACUUCAUCCUGAGUGGAGCUGGUAUGGGGGCUCUCCACUCCUACCCCCCGGACCUGUACCAGGACGUGCCCUGGGUGGAGUUCAUCGAGCUGGACGCAGACGAGCCUGAGCCUGGGGAGAAGGACAACCAGAGUUCAGACUUACAGAGACUGCUGGGUCACAACAACCACCACACAAACCAUGGCUGCUUUCAUGGCCUCAGUAUCCCUGAUGAUGACUCUGGCCGGGCCAGCUCCUAUGAUCCAGAGCUGCCUGACCAGGAGACCCCGAUGUUAAUGGCUGCCCUCCUGUCCUGCCAACCCAACAAAGUUGAGCCAUGCUUGGGGAACUGUAGCCACUCUAGCACCCCAUCCCUAGAUGUGCUGGAGGUCCCAUGCCCCGGGCUCCAGGCUCCAGACUUACCUCCAGAGGGAGGGGAGAGGCACCUGGUCCAGACCCAGCUGGGAGGCCCUCAGAGCUGGGUUAACAUGGACUUCUAUGCCCAGGUCAGUGAUGUGACGCCCACCGGAGGGGUGGUGCUCUCGCCAGGCCAGCAGGUCGGAGCCCCGGAGAACACUCCAACAACAAAGAAGGAUAAGAAGGGAAAAAUGGAGGGAGUAGAGGAGGAGAGUGAGGAAGAGGAGGAGAGGAGAACAAACAAGCUGAUGUUUCAGCUGCUGGUGGUUGCUCCUGAGGCAGGGGGCUACACGACAGAGAGCAGUGGCCGGCAGAUGAGCACCCCUGAUCCCUCCACACCUGGGGAGGUCUACCACACCUCCCCACCUUCUGCCGAGAGCAAGCCCCACCAGGAGGCCUAUCUUCCUGCUACCACCCUCCUAGGGGACUACCAGUCCCCCUACAUCCUUCCUGACUCCCCCCCUGCUCAGUUCCUCCCCCGUGUUUCGGAUUACACUGUGGUUCAGGAUGUUGAUUUCCAGCACAGCCUUCUCCUCAACCCCCCUUCCCCCCAGAGGUCCCCUACCUGUUCUCCACAACCUCCCUCCAAGCCCCUGCCCGUCAUGCCCAUAGGGUACCUCACCCCAGACCUGUUGGGCAACCUCUCGCCUUAAGAAAAACUACACCUCCCAGGAGGCCUUGGGGCGUAGAGGUUGGAGGCCACUUGUCAUGAAGUCAAUAAUCAUCACAGACAGCCUUGUUCUACUUGAUCGAUGCUGGAAGCCAAAUAUCUCACGGGACAGACUCGACAACAAGCAUGGUCCUUUGUUUGACAGUUUGCUUGAAGGGAAGCUGAGGAAGAGAAAUGUUUAGUUGUUGUGUUUGGCUUUUAUGAGUGACUGGAACUUGAGGAAAGAGCUUCUGUAAAAUUGGCCUUUCUGGUUUGACAGAGCUUAAAGUAAUACGUGAACAAAUCUUACGGUGUUCUUUCUGACUAAGACUGAGACACCGAAAAACCCACAGUCUGAAACCUUGAAAUGCACGGUUCUCUAAUAUACACACAGAUACACUUAUGCACCAUACAUACACAGACAGACAAGCUCAGACAUGGUUCUAGUUCUAUGUUACCUGAUACUUCAAUAUAUCUGUUGUUUGACUGAUGAGGUGCAAUGUAAACAUGUGCCUUGCAGACACACCUAGUCCCACCUUAAUGUAUAAAUAUCUACGUUUAACAUAUACGUAUUUAAUUGCUUGUUGGUUUAAGUCUUAAUUUGACUGUAGAUGGAUCCAAUAACAACAUGCCUGGGAGAAUAACAAGCACAUCUACUUGUCAUUUAUACAAACACACCAACUUUAACAUCAUCGUUAUGGCCUCAUUAAUUGACAGAACACUUGAGUGUGCUGUUUGUCAAACUUAGCGCUACAGCGAGCAGUGACUAUUAGUAACUACGGUCAUUCAUUUUGCACUCUCAUUAUUUUGCUUAAUGGCAUAUUUUCAUGCUUUAUAUUUCUCUUGCAUCCUUUUUGCUGCAGAGUCAUCUAAUUAUUACCAGACUGAGGUCAGUUUUUAACACAGCCAUUAGACGACAUGUCUGCACUCACUGUGACAACUCAGACACCGGUCACUAUAAUAAACAGAGAACAAGAAAACCCGUAACACCAAGCAGAUUUCACUUACAGCAUAGACUUAAUUCUCACAAUAUAGGAAAGACUGCUUUUAUAUGUUGUACUUUCUUACUUUGCAUUAAUUGUAAAUGCAGGGACAAUAGAGCUCCACAGUGGAGGCGUCAUAAUAACCAUAAAACCUAGUGGACAUACAGGGAAAUAGUUCCAAUCAUUCAUUUUCCACCAUAGGGGAUUUUAGAAACACUUAAAAUAAGGGUUGUGUUUCAUGUGGGCUUUCCCUGGCGUGGCGUUUUCAUAACCUUGUAAAUCUCUCACGGACAAGGUGACUUUAUCAAUAUAUUCAGAUCUAUUUACGCUCAGAAUCGAAAAAUGCUAAUUGAUGUCAAAGUAGACAUGCAAAACUACAAAUCCCUGCAAGCUCCUGCACGUCGUCUCCAGCUGACACCUUUGCAAACAGAUAUUGUGUCAAUUUAAAAUUUGCACAAGACAGUUCAUAGAAUUCUCUGUUUAAAGAAAUGUUGCCAAUAUAUUCAUUACUACAUUUAGCUAACAAUGGUUCAUCCAGAGAUUCUCACCUUUGCAUAGAUUUGGCAGUCUUGUCCAGAUCAUCAUGGCAUUUGUAGUUCUUUAUGAUAGUGAUAUUAGCAUGAAUUAGCAUUUCAUUUUUGUGCAGGUAAAUACAGGUAAAUAUAUUGAUAAGACACCUUGUCCUUGAGAGAUUUAUAUGGUUCUCAAAACGUCAUGCCAGGAUAAACCUACACGAAACACAGCUCUUAGUUGACCUAUUUCUAAAAUCCCCUAAGGGAAAGAUUUAUGGUGGGAAAAUGAUUGGAAUCAUUUCCCUCUUUGACCACUAGGUGUUAUGGGUAUUUUGACUCAUACUGUGGUACUACUCUAUGACUGGAAAUGUGAAAAGGGGUAGUUAUAAUAUUUUUCUGUUUCUAAAUGUAAUGUGCUCUCGCUUGGACUUUAUAAUGAUAGUAAAAUUAGCUCCUUUUGAUGUAGUGAAAUAUGUACUUAGAAGCUCAGAGCUUUCUAUACGCCCACAACCUUACAAACAUACCCAGGCACGCACACACACAGAAGGGGAAAGGAUAGUAUCCACUCUUCUUUUGAGCUGACAUACACACACACUGUCGUAAAGGACAACAACUGGCUGUGAACGGGAAAUGUAACAUUAAAACAAAGAACACAUUAUCAUAUUUGAUUAAUCUGCAUUAGUAAUUCCAGGUGAAUGCUGUGAUCCCUUAAUGAUGUCACUUGUUACAUCCACUUCAAUCAGUGUGGAUGAAAGGGAGUUAACAGGUUAAAGAAGGAUUUGUAAGCCUUGAGACAAUUCAGACAUGGAUUGUGUUUGUGUGCCAUUCAGAGGGUGAAUGGGCAAGACAAAAUAUUUAGGUGCCUUUGAACGGGGUACGGUAGUAGGUGCCAGGCGCAUUGGUUUGUGUCAAGAGCUGCAACGCUGCUGGGUUUUUCACCCUCAACAGUUUCCAGUGUGUAUCCAGAAUGGUCCACCACCCAAAGGAUAUCCAGCCAACUUGACACAACUGUGGGAAGCAUUGGCGUCAACAUGGGCCAGCAACCCCGUGGAAUGCUUUUGACACCCUGUAGAGUCCAUGGCCUGACGAAUUGAGGCUGUUCUAAGGGUAAAAGGAGAUGGGGGGGGGGGGGUGCAACUCAAUAUUAUGAAGGUAUUCCUAAUGUUUGGUAAACUCAGUGUACAUGUAUCACUACUCAAUUUGCUUAAAGUCUGUAUUUUGCAUUAGUAUGUAAUGUUUCCAUGUAUUGUGAUUGUUGUUUAUACUUCAUGCUGUUUUUUGUUGUUUUGUUUUAGUUUUCUACCUUAUGCGCAUUGAGCGUGGAAAAUGCACACUACAAAUGAAAUAUUAUUAUCAUCAUCAGAAAGAUUAUCUUGAUCCACAAGAGAACCAUCAGCUCCAGAGGAUAUGUGAGGAGCCAAAACGGACUGAAUCAACGGAACCAAAACUGGCUGAAUCAACAUUGUUUCCACGUCAUUUCAACAAACAAAUUCAAUGUGAUUACUUUGAGUCAGUGUGGAAAACUGAUUGGAUUUGCGAAGUUUCUUUGUAUAACUGGGAUCCAUUCAGCCUGUACAAACUGCAUCAUAAGGACUAAAAGCCUCUCUGUAAGUGCAGGAAAUCUGUGAUUAUUUUGUGUUCACUACAGGAACUCUUGAACUUGACGAUUCGCAUGGCUUUAUCACAAAUACAACAGCAUAGAAUAAGCUAUUUUAGAUUGAAGCUGUGACACAGCCCUUGCCAAUCCAACCUUAAGACCAGGUUUCUGAGGUAAAUAUGAAAGAUAUAUUAUGCCGGCACAGCAAGAAUGUUCACUUGUGGAUUAAUCUAUUUAACAAUUAAUGAAUGAUAACUGUUUUUAGACACAUGCUGUCGUUCACAACCUGUGCAAAUGUGCCAUUCUCUGUCAUGCUUAUUCUCUUUCUCUCUCUUUUUCUCACUUUCUCUCUCUCUCUCUGCUACCAGCAUGUAAACAUUGAAAAAUAAAUGUCUUAAUAUAUCUCUACUAGUGCUGUAACAACUACUGUAUUAUGUAUGUUGUAUUUUGUCUCGUUGCUAGUCAGACAUAUUGCUGCUCGCCACGUUUCCUGUCUGCAUUCAGCCUUGCCACGGGCUUAUUCAGGCAGGUGUAACUUCAUAGAAGGUUGAAAUAGAAAUGCAUUAUCAUGGAACAGACAUUGUUCUAUGUUGUGUAGUACAAUAUGAAAGCAUUGGAGUCAGCUCUAUUCAUUGCAUUUCUAUAUGCAACAUUCUAAAACUUUGCAAUUAAUUGAAUAAGCCAGAGGUGCCUAUGUGUAUGUACACUAUAAGGAAAGCUCUAUCAUAUUAUUUAGACAAGUACUGCUAAGGUUUAGUCUGUUGGACGUUGGUAAAUGUUUGUAUAGUGGAAUGUGCAAUGUGACAUGGACGUGGUUUGUAGCAUCCGAGGUUGCUAUACCCAAGGUGUAGCACUUCACCUUACACCCAGAGUCCUAACACAUUAUGGCACGGUCAUAACCUGUCAUAACAUGGUCAUAUCCCUGUCAGGACCCAGAUAUUUACACCUGUUGUGACAUAUUAUGCAUUCCUUUGUGGCUGGUUCUGACACCUACAUAAGUGUCAAAACCCACAUUUAUUCAAAUUAGUUUUUUUCCAUGCUAAUAGUUUCCUUUCUUUUUUGUUGUUUCAAUGAAUUCUUUACAGUAAUGUUUUUUUAUCAGAUUUUAAUUAACUUGUAGAAAAUACACUUUUUGACACUGUCAUGAAGCAUUAAGACCAUCCUGUGUCACUUUACUUGGACUAAGAAAAUACACCAUAUGACACUGUCAUGAAGCAUUAUGACCAUCAGAAUCAUAUAAGCCUCGUACAUGUCCUAAUGUCAGAUACAAGUCAAAAAGGGAGUGUCUUGUUCGCCUCCUGCAUGGGGGGUAGGUAAUACUGUGGACUCGUAGGCUGUGGUGUAAUGGAAUGUUUUGCCUUGCGUGGUACAGUAGGUUUUGUGGGUUUUGACAUUCUUAUGUAGGUGUCAGAACCAGCCAUAAAAUAACGCAAUAUAUGUCCCAAUGGGUCUAAAUAUAUGUGUCAUGACAGCGUUAGGACCAUAUAACAUGUUAUGACGCUGGGUGUCAAGUAACGUGUUACCAUUCAAGGUUACCAGACAUUUGUUUACCAUUUGUGUCAGUAAUUUUGCCAAUGUACCUUAUGUUAAAUUGAAUACUAAUGUGUCAAUAUUAGCUCAAUUAUUUGUGCUUUGGAAUAUUAGACACUGUAUGAAUUAGGCUGUUAUAUAUACAUAUUUUGUAUUUCAGACAAAGUCAAGUCUGUGAAUUAGUCUGUGAAUUAUCUAUCAUGAAUGCAUAGCAAAGUCUGUUUUAAAAUUGUAUAAGAAUUGAAGAUGGCGAGACCUAUUGCCUUGGUAUUCACUACAAAGAUAAGAUAUUUUGUGUUUUGAUCCAUCAGCCAAUAAGAAGCUUUCCUACAGAGUAUUUUGUAUAUGGUGAUACAGUAUAGAUAUUGUAGCACAAUUAUUAUUUCAAGAUAUAAGCCAAUAUCUUAGUCUAAUCGUGCUGGAACUAAACUCUAUAUUGUUUUUGGUUUUUGUACAAUCCCAUGUCAUCUGUGUCAAAGGGUUAUCGUAAGUGUUUCAUACGUUGAAAAUUAAAGAGCGAGAUGAGCAGGAGGGUACUACAGAUAUGAGUUAUAGUUCUUUUUAAAUCGACAUGAAACGUUUGCAUCAGCAGACCGGAGCAUCGACGCUACAGGCUCAGGUUAUGUUUGUUUGUUUGUUAUUUUUAGUCUGAAAGUGUUGAGUUCUGGGAUUUAUUUUGGAGUUGAUUGGCUAUACACCCAGCUUGACAGGUUCUGGUUCGAGGGGUUUCUGAAGUUCUGCUGCAUUUUUUUCUUUCCUGUUGUUUUCUGUUCAAUAUCUUUCAAAAAGAUUCACAAUAAAUAUAUAUCUUUGUUGGUUA